Messenger RNA from Carassius carassius (crucian carp), 1487 nucleotides. It is a transcript of the gene asah1a, whose product is annotated as N-acylsphingosine amidohydrolase (acid ceramidase) 1a. Gene Ontology annotation, biological process: fatty acid metabolic process. The record is from RefSeq and is a predicted model, not a curated record. The transcript has 14 exons. Lineage: Eukaryota; Metazoa; Chordata; Actinopteri; Cypriniformes; Cyprinidae. Bases 86 to 1258 code for a protein of 390 amino acids. Gene Ontology annotation, cellular component: lysosome. Gene Ontology annotation, molecular function: N-acylsphingosine amidohydrolase activity; fatty acid amide hydrolase activity.
UACAUUCCGUCGCGAAGCUUAUUUGGCGCACUACCUUCCUUCCGCAGGGAAUAACUGAACGUUUAGAAAACUUCGCGGAAAGACAAUGAAGCCAAAUUCAGUUCAUGACUUUAUUGUUAUAUCUUUAUGUCUUUUUUCACAGUUUGUUCGAGGGCUGGAGGAUUGCAGAAGUGGAAUGUAUCCACCUAAAGGACCAACGUUUAAAGGUAAUGUGACCUGGUACACUGUUAAUCUCGAUUUGCCUCCUAGUGAGAGAUGGACGCAAGUGAUCAAAGAUAAAAACACAGAGUUGAUCACAAUGGUACAAACAAUAAAAGACCUGGCCAAGGGCUUUUUAGAUGGAAAACUUGUUGAUUUAGUAGACGAGGAGCUGCCUUUGAUUGUGGAUACACUUCCACAACCUUUCAGUGAUGAAAUUAAGGGAAUAGCAGCUGUUUCUGGCAUCCCUCUAGGUGAAAUUACACUGUUCAAUAUCUUUUAUGAGGUUUUCACUGUUUGCACAUCUAUUGUUGCUGAAGACUUUAAUGGAAAUAUUUACCAUGCCCGGAAUUUGGACUUUGGACUGUUUAUGGGGUGGGAUCGACAGAAUAAAACCUGGACUUUAACAGAGAAGCUUAAGCCUCUUGUGGUGAAUAUCAAUUUCCAAAGAGGCAACAAAACCAUCUUUAAAUCAACAAACUUUGCUGGAUAUGUUGGCAUACUUACUGGAAUUAGACCUGGUGAAUUCAGUCUAACAAUGAAUGAGCGUUUCAACCUUGAUGGGGGUUAUGUAGGGAUUCUGGAAUGGAUUCUUGGAUGGAGAGAUGGAAUGUGGAUGGGUUUUCUCACUCGGAAAGUUCUGGAAAAUGCUACCAGUUAUGAGGAUGCCAAAGACCAGCUCUCUCUGACGAAACUGCUUGCACCAGCUUACUUCAUCUUGGGUGGGAACCGUUCGGGUCAGGGUUGUGUGAUAACCAGGACGAGAAUAAACACAUUAGACAUAUGGGAACUUGAUAUGAAGCUUGGGCGAUGGUACGUCCUGGAAACAAACUAUGAUCACUGGGAAGAGCCUAUGAUAUUUGAUGACCGCAGAACACCAGCAAUGAAGUGCAUGAAUCAAACCACACAAGCGAAUAUUUCUCUGGCAUCAAUAUAUGAUGUUCUGUCUACAAAACCAGUUCUUAAUAAAUUGACAACCUACACGUCACUGAUGGAAGUGUCAGCUGGAUCUCUGGAGUCUUAUAUCAGAGAUUGUCCAAAUCCAUGUACGCCAUGGUGAUCUGCCAUCAAAUCUGAAUUAACUAAGGUGUAUGAAAUACUGUUCUAGAUCUGUCAUUACAGGGCAGUGUAUAAGACAAGGAGGAUGUUAAAAAUCAUAAUGGUUGCAAUUCUGCCUCUGAACGUGCACAUCUCUCUUUUCAUGGACACGUCUGUUGUAACUGAUUUACCACUGCAACAUUUGUGCAAUUGUGCAAAAGUAUAACUGUUUCUUUUGCAUAAUAAACUCU